Molecule: messenger RNA, 9799 nt
Organism: Oncorhynchus nerka (sockeye salmon)
Lineage: Eukaryota; Metazoa; Chordata; Actinopteri; Salmoniformes; Salmonidae
Gene: dnaaf2
Product: dynein axonemal assembly factor 2
Exons: 5
Coding region: 5576-8467 (963 amino acids)
Biological process (GO): cilium-dependent cell motility; epithelial cilium movement involved in extracellular fluid movement; axonemal dynein complex assembly
Cellular component (GO): cytoplasm
Source: RefSeq, a predicted model, not a curated record
AGUGGGUUUGGCGACGAGUAUGAAGCGAGGGCCAGACAACGAGAGCGUACACAGUGGUGGGUAGUAUAUGGGCUUUGGUGACAAAACUGAUGGCACUGUGAUAGACUGCAUCCAAUUUGUUGAGUAGGGUGUUGGAGGCUAUUUUGUAAAUGAUAUCACCGAAGUCUAGGAUCGGUAAGAUGGUCAGUUUUACGAGGGUAUGUUUGGCAGCACGAGUGAAGGAUGCUUUGUUGUGAAAUAGGAAGCCAAUUCUAGAUUUAACUUUGGAUUGGAGAUGUUUAAUGUGAGUCUGGAAGGAGAGUUUACAGUCUAACCAGACACCUAUGUAUUUGUAGCUGUCCACAUAUUCAAAGUCAGAACCGUGCAGAGUAGUGAUGCUGGACGGGUGGGCAGGUGCAGGCAGCGAACUAUGACCAAACAUCGUCCCCUCCCAAAAAACGCAAUUCAAUUGUUGCCAUAACACAGUUAGAGUCACUAACCCUUGUGAUAACAUGAACACACUAACCAACUCUGCUAGGGCGAGCAAGAGUCAAAUGGUCAGAGUGAGGUGUUCUCUCAUAUGUCUGGAAGUAGCUUGCAAGCUAGCCAACGUUAGGCAGAUAGCUUGGGAAUCCAGGACAAGUGACAUUUAUUGUUUAGAUCUAGAAUCGUGGACAUGGUCCGAAAUUACCAGAAACCACUGUGCCAAUGGGAAGGUCGUGGCAUACCCUAACCGCAAUAUCUGAUAGUGCUAUUUCUAUUUGGAGGACUGGGUAUGGACUGCGAACCAAUGAGCGAUGGCUGGGCAUUUGAUGUAGAGACAAAGAAAUGGAGAGAGCAUCCAUACAUGAACAAACCAAGGUAGUGUAUGUGCUAGUUGUUAGCAGAAAGUGUUUCAUUUGCCAAUUUGAGGAAUGUACCUAAAAUGUGCAAAUGGUAAAACUGUUAACACAUUGUCUGACUCAGAGUGAAUUAUAGGAUCUCUAUAUGUAAUUCUAUGAUAUGGGCCUCAUUUCCCAGAGCUUUCAUAGCGUUAGUGUCAUUCUCACGAUUCACAUUCUUACGAUGUGCCAUUCUUACGAUUCACAUUCUUACGAUGUGUCAUUCUCACGAUUCACAUUCUUACGAUGUGUCAUUCUCACGAUUCACAUUCUUACGAUGUGUCAUUCUCACGAUUCACAUUUUUAAGAUGUGUCUUUAGUAGUGAAAGUGUUUCCUAGAGCCUUCGCUAGUAACGUGGCCGUUAAAAACCUUUUGCACAUCGACUGAUCCAGGCUGGGUGGGCUUUACUUGUCUCAUCGCGCUCUAGCGACUCCUUGCAGCGGGCUGGGAACCUGCAGACUGACCUUUAUUGUCAGUUGAACAGUGUUUACCCUGACACAUUGGUGCUGCUGGCUUCUGGGUUAAGCCAGCGGGUGGUAAGAAGUGCGGUUUGUCGAGUCAUGUUUUGGAGGACGCAUUACUCGACCUUCGCCUCCCGAGCCCGUUGGGGAGUUGCAGCGAUGAGACAUGAUCGAACUUGGGGAGUAAAAGGGGCGGUAAAAUAUAUAAAUAACUUCGGCAUGCUCAUAAUUAAUUUUUUUAUUUUUAAAGCAGACAUAUCUACCGAUAGCUGCCCUUCUUUCCAAAACAUUGAAAAACCUCCCUGAUCUUUGUGGUUGAAUCUGUGUCUGAAAUUCACUUCUCGACUGAAGGACCUUACAGAUAAUUGUAUGUGUGGGAUACAGAGAUGAUGUAGUCAUUCAAAAAAAUAAUGUGACUUGUUAAUUAAUUAAACGUUUACUCCUGAACUUAUUUAGGCUUGCCAUAAACACUUGAAUACUUAUUGACUCAAGACAUGUCAGAUUCUAAUUAUUUUUCAUUAGUAAAAAAUUCCCAAUAAAAAAUUCCACUUCGAUAUUAUGGGGUAUUGGGUGUAGGCCAGUGACACAAACUCUACAUUUAAUCCAUUUUAAAUCCAGUAACACAAUCAAAUGUUGAAAAAGUCCAAGGGUGUGAAUACUUUCUGAAAGCACUGUAGGCCUAUAGGCUAUACUGUAAGUAAGCCAUUUAUUUUAAUGCAGUCAUCUUCAAUUUUCAUUUGAAGCAUAUUCUUAUUUAUCCUUUGCUUGGUUGUUACAAUUGCAAAGACAACUUUGUAUUUGUCGUCAACUUUGUUGAAAUUGACUACAAAUCACGGAGAGGAGGAUUAACACUGUUUAGCAGAGAUCCUCUGUGUACACAGUGACGCAGGAAGGCAAAAACAGCUUUGGACAUACCGACAGUCAUUGCGCAAAAUAGUAUGCAACAAUCAUCUGGAAAUGUAUGCAACAAAAGUUCAACAUUCACCUUCUGUUACCAUUUCUGUCAAGCUGUCUACGCAUACAGUUUGACGCAUAUUUUCGCUAAACCCAACGUAUGCACCACACCAAACGCACUGCAACUGUCUCUGCAACGCAAUGCUGCAAGGCAUACGCAGUGUUUCAUUGGAAAUUAAUGUAAUUCUGGUGUACCAAAAUGCAAAUACACUGUCAGUGUGUUUGAAGCGUUAGCUGUACUAUGAAAGGUCUGAGACAGGCGUUAGAUUACGAGCGUUUUCAAGUGCAAUGUUAAUAGAUGGUUUUGGGAAACAGCUUGGAGAUUUAACGAUGUUCCUACGAAGAUUUGAAUGAUUAACCUGGCUCUUAAAGUCUCCAUCUUAUUUACUUUCGACCCUCAGGUUGUGGCACACAGCGUGCCAAGGGAAGGACUCUGAUGUCAUUGUGUUUGGGGGUAGUUGCGACUACAUCCUCCUUGUAGACACAGUAAGUAUUAUGGAAACCAUACAGGGAACGUAUGGUUCAAUGGUGAAUGUGCAUAAAGAUUGCGGCCCCCCAUGUACUUACGACAAAUGCCUCGUUUGCUAAGUUCGCCAUAUUGUACAAUGCUGUCGGUUACUCUUUUUUUGUAUCGGCAUUAGCGUAGUAUACAUGAUCCCAAUUCUAGCUCCAAGAUGGCGGCAAUUUGAAAAAAAAUGAAAAAGUACAUUGUGCUGAUUUAUAGGCAUAUUGAACAGCGCAGCAUAGUUUAGGAACUCUGUGGGUAGUGCUAAAAACAAGUACGUAAUACAUUAUAUAUACAAAAGUAUGUGGACACCUUCAAAUUAGUGGAUUUGGCUAUUUCAGCCACACCCGUUGCUGACAGGUGUAUAAAAUCGAGCACACAGCCAUGCAAUCUCCAUAGACAAACAUUGACAGUAGAAUGGCCUUAUUGAAGAGCUCAGUGACUUUCAACUUUGCACUGUCAUAGGAUGCCACCUUUCCAACAAGUCAGUUCAUCAAAUUUCUGCCCUGCUAGAGCUGCCCUGGUCAACUUUAUAUGAAGUUAUCAAGUGGAAAUGUCUAGAAGCAACAACGGCUCAGCCGCGAAGUGAUAGGACACACAAGCUCCCAGAACGGGACCACCGAGUGCUGAAACGCCUGGAGUGGAAAAGAGAUCUCUGGAGUGAUGAGUCACGCUUCACCAUGUGGCAUUCCGACAGAAAAAUCUGGGUUUGGCGGAUGCCAGGAGAACGCUAUCUGCCCCAAUGCAUAGUGCUAACUGUAAAGUUUGGUGGAGGAGGAAUAAUGGUCUGGGGAUGUUUUCCAUGGAUUGGGCUAGGACCCUUAGAUCCAGCGAAGGGAAAUCUUAAUGCUACAGCAUACAAUGAAAUUCUGGACAAUUCUGUGCUUUCAACUUUGUGGCAAGAAUUUGGGGAAGGGCCUUUGCUGUUUCAUCAUGACAAUGUCCUUGUGCACAAAGCGGGGUCCAUACAGAAAUGGUUUGUCGAGAUCGGUGUGGAGGUACUUGACUGGCCUGCACAGAGCCCUGACCUCAACCCCAUCAAACUCCUUUGGGCCGACUGCGAGCCAGGCUUAAUCGCCCAACAUCAGUGCCCAACCUCAGUAAUGCUCUUGUGGCUGAAUGGAAGCAAGUCCCUGCAGCAAUGCUCCAACAUCUAGUGUAAAGCCUUCCCAGAAGACUGGAGGCUGUUAUAACAAAGCAGGGAACCAACUCCAUUUUAAUGCCCAUGAUUUUGGAAUGAGAUGUUUGACGAGCAAGUGUCCACAUACCUUUGGUCAUGUAGUGUAUCUGAAUUCUUCCAUCUUUAUGCACCUUCGUCAUUGGGAUGAUUUGACCAUUUCUGACAGGAAGGAGAUUGCCUGGUAUUAUGUUAAAGCAUAUAUUAUUCAAAUUCAUAAACAGAAAGGGUCCAUACAGCAUUCAUUUAUGAUGAAUUAUGGAACAUAUGGAUGAUGAAUUAUGGUACAGAUGGAUUAUGAGUUAUGGAACAUAUGGAUGAUGGAAUAUGUGGAUUAUGAGUUAUGGAGUAUGAAUUAUGAAACAUAUGGAUUAUGAAUUAUGGAACAUAUGGAUUAUGAAUUAUGGAACACCUUUACAAGGAGCUGUUGUGGUUGGGUAUAUAAAGAAUUGUUUAUGACACAAUUCACAUUUUUUUUUACAAUCACCUUUCUUCAGGGUCACUGCAAUGAUGUAGUUGUUUUCCAGAUCCAGCCCUACCACCUCCUUCGGUAACGAAUCAAUUACGAUCAUUCGUUCAAUGAGGGAGAAUCUGUCUCAGCUAGAACACACUUUGAUAUUUUGGAAAUCAUGUUGACUGUUUGCCAUUACAUGGAUACUAUAACAUAGUGAAAGAUUAGUAUACUAAGCUACAUCUUCCAAAUGCAUGCAGUGCUCUGCCCUCUUAGCCGAUACUUUCACUGUUCCUUAAAACAUUUCUUUUUCACAGGAUAUGUGAGGAUUACAUAGCCAAGAAUGUGAAGAACUGCAAGCUGCUUCAAAAACAGCUUCCAUGUAUGCCCCCAAAACUACUGCCAGCUGUACAGAGGAUAAUGUCCUUUUUUCGGACAUCUAGGAAAAUAUAGCAUUUUCAUAUGUAAAUAUUAGUGGGAAAUUAUCAAUAGUAGACUACAGUAAAUUGAUAAUACAGAGUUCAUAGUUCAUACUCUAUGUUCCACGUAUUACUGUUGAUAAGGCCAUGCAGGGAAAUGUGGGAAGAUUUGUCUUUCAGAAGAUUGUAGUUAAUUAUCAUUAUGUAUCCAUAUAUAUUUUUUAUGUUUUACAGUUUAUUUUAUAUUAUGACUGUAAAUGGGUGUGUUUUCUGCCUGCAAACAAGACUGUUGUAAUGUUUGAUAUCAUAAUGUUUACAACUACAACUUUGCUUUGGCCACCACUUUAUAAUAACAACUUUUGAAGACAGUCAUAAAAAUGUGAAUUCAUUAAAAUUGUAUUAUGGCUAUUACACAAACGCCACACGAUUGGACGAGCCCUCUCCAGUACCUGGCUGCUGCGCUGCCUUGUUGCCAUGGUUUCGUCAACACACAAGACACUCGGCAGCUUGCUCCUGCGUUUACGCCACAACUCCGUGGUAACCUAGUCUACAAACAACUCAAAAGUACUGAGAAACUUGACUUUUGGCAGGUUGCGAAUGAUUUGCUGUAUUAUAUCGGUUCAUAUUUCGUGUAACACCUUAAAAUCGUUGUAGUAAAGUUGUUGUUUUGUGCUGGGAUAGCAAAGCUAGCUACAAGAGUGAAAAGACUUUGUGGCUACAGUAGCCAAGUUAGCUUCUCGCACCAAUAUGGAGUUCGGUUCCAAACUCAAGGACCUGAAUAUGACACCGGAUGAAAUGGGCCGCUUUACCAAGGCUUUUCAAAAUGAGGAAUUCAGAAAGAUGCUGCACGAAUACGCAGAGGAAAUAUCAAAGCCAGAGAACAAGAAGAAAUAUGAGGAAGAAAUCAAGUUGUUAGAACAAGAGAGGGGCGUGGACAUUCAAUUUGUCCACCCCAAACCUUACCGAGCCCUGAAGACGAGUAUGGACGGUAGGCAGAAGUGCUUCAUCAAUGUCUGCAGCAAUGACAUGAUUCGUAAACCUGAGUUUAGGAGGGUAGACGAGGCUGGCAGAGUAGGGCAGCAUUGGUCACUACCCCACAGCUUGACACCUGGAACGCCAGACAGGGAUGCAAAGGGGAAUAAGUACACAAUCUAUGAUGUUGUGUUUCAUCCAGACACUAUUCACAUGGCUGGAAACAACCCAAGAUUUAUGGAAAUGGUUGACAACACUGCUGUUGAGGCUGUCGAGAAUGGGGGCAAAGUGAAGCUAGACAAAAACAAUGUAAGAGUUUUGAAAAUCAAAUACAAAGGGACACUACACGCUGCCGUCAUGCGCAAGCCCUUACCUGGUCAACCUGCCAAGGAAAAACCUUCACCACUUGACAAUCAUCUCUCGUUCCCCUACCCCGACGAAAAGCAACCAGAUACGGCAACAAAUCAAAAGGAGAGCCCUAUACUGAAGGCCGAGAUUCAGUCCGACACCCAGAUCAGCCAGAGACAACAAAAUGUCAAUUCACCCAAGAAGCCAACGAAACCACAUUACACUCUAAAAUACAGAUCAUUCAUUGAUUUGCAAGAUUUCAGGUGCUCAAGAGAUUCAGCUCAGAGCCCACGCCCUAAAGAGAUUGUCAUCACUAUUGAUUUGCCUUUGCUUAGAUCUGUUGCGGAUGCUGAUCUAGAUGUGACUGAAAGACUUGUUAGUUUGGAAUCCAAGAAACCAGCUUACAGACUAGAGGUGCCGAUGGCAUAUCCAGUGGAUGAAAACAAGGGAGAGGCAAAGUUCAACAAGCAAAAGAAACAACUGGUUGUUACUUUACCUGUUCUACCUCUGAAGGAGCCAAUAGUCGCUGAAGUGUCUGGCUGGCAGCUUGUCAAUGAUGAUGGUGAAGAGGAUUUUGAGGAUAGUUGUGUAAGCGCAGCGCAGUCGGAAGACGCAACACGUGGCAAAGUAGAUACCCCCUACCACAACGGACUUGGCAAAGAAGAUACCCCCUACCACAGUGGACGUGGAAAAGAAGAUACCCCCGACCACAACGGACGUGGCAUUGAAGAUACCCCCGACCACAACGGACGUGGCAUUGAAGAUACCCCCGACCACAACGGACGUGGCAUUGAAGAUACCCCCGACCACAACGGACGUGGCAUUGAAGAUACCCCCGACUACAACGGACGUGGCAAAGAAGAUACCCCCGACCACAACGGACUUGGCAAAGAAGAUACCCCCGACUACAGCGGACGUGGCAUUGAAGAUACCCCCGACUACAGCGGACGUGGCAUUGAAGAUACCCCCGACUACAGCGGACGUGGCAUUGAAGAUACCUCCGACUACAGCGGACGUGGCAUUGAAGAUACCCCCGACUACAGCGGACGUGGCAUUGAAGAUACCCCCUACCACAGUGGACGUGGAAAAGAAGAUACCCCCGACCACAACGGACGUGGCAUUGAAGAUACCCCCGACCACAACGGACGUGGCAUUGAAGAUACCCCCGACCACAACGGACGUGGCAUUGAAGAUACCCCCGACCACAACGGACGUGGCAUUGAAGAUACCCCCGACUACAACGGACGUGGCAUUGAAGAUACCCCCAACCACAACGGACUUGGCAUUGAAGAUACCCCCAACCACAACGGACUUGGCAUUGAAGAUACCCCCGACCACAACGGCAAAGAAGAUACCCCCGACCACAACGGACUUGGCAUUGAAGAUACCCCCGACCACAACGGACGUGGCAUUGAAGAUACCCCCGACCACAACGUCAAAGAAGAUACCCCGACCACAACGUCAAAGAAGAUACCCCGACCACAACGUCAAAGAAGAUACCCCGACCACAACGGACUUGGCAAAGAAGAUACCCCCGACUACAGCGGACGUGGCAUUGAAGAUACCCCCGACUACAGCGGACGUGGCAUUGAAGAUACCCCCGACUACAGCGGACGUGGCAUUGAAGAUACCUCCGACUACAGCGGACGUGGCAAAGAAGAUACCCCCGACUACAGCGGUUGCAAUGAAGGGGACAUCUCAGAAGACGUUCACUCUGGAAAUGCCACAUCACUCCGGUCUGAAAAUCAACUAAUCUCAGUCCUGGAAGACAAGAUAGAGUUUUCUGAACAGUCUGGUGACAUUGAGGAGGACAAGCAACACAAACUGAAAAGUGGUGAAUCACACCAAGCUAAAGCUUCAGAGCCCACUGAGUUUGAUGGCAAGACUGGGUGCACUGACCAGAAUGAGGGACAGUCAGAUGACAAUAAUUUACAUGAUGAGGUGGAAACAGACCCAUCAUCCCUGAGCGAGAGAAUAGAUGACCCAUCUAACACUGCACCAAUGGUCAUCCCGUCCAAUCUUGACAACAAUGACCAGGCCAAAGACUGCUCAUCCCCCAAGAUCGAAGAGAUAGUUGAAAGUCAAGCUCCAACUAAGAUUAAACAGAAGACUGUGCAAUUCAGUGAGCAUGUGGAGGUGGCUCAGUCUCAGGAGGAAGAUGACCUGCCUGCUGAGCAGACCUUUCAGGACUGUAAUAUGAGACCACAGCAAGUACUGCUGACAGAAAUCAACCAGCAUGGACAAGAGGUGGUCAUUUGUGAUCAUACUACAUCUGCUGGUUUCGUUUUUCAAAACUCCUUUAUCUAUGACCUGGACUGAGUCUCCUGUCAAGGAACUUGCUCCGUCACAAAGAUACUAUAUGAAGUUUGUUGCUAAUUCAAUCCGUUGAGGUCUUGCGUGAAAACCUAAAGUCCUUUUAUCCAAUUGAGGGCAAUAGGAAAAAAAGUAUUUAAAUGGCAUUCUGCCCCUGAACAAGGAAGUUAACCCCCCUAGGCCAUCAUUGAAAAUAAUAAUUUGUUCUUAACUGACUUGCCUAGUUAAAUAAAGGUUAAAAAAAAAAAAAAAAAAUGGAAACAGAUGACAAAUAUCAUUUUAAACCUUCAGAAACUAAUUGAGACAAUGAUAGAUAUGGAUAGUUUCUUUAAUUUCCUUUCAAACUUGUACCAAUACAGUAAAAAAUAAAUCAACAUUUUUUGAAUUCCACAAACAUAUAAAAAUGUUUAUAUACACAAACACACAUUGUUUAAACAGAUAUUAACUACUAAUUGUCAUUUUAGUUUUCUCAAUCUGUACCACUGAUGGUGAAACACACUUGAAUGCAAAAUGUCUGAACAUCAGCACAUGUCCAAUCAGUGGUUACAUAAGAAGUUCUGAGAUGCGUGUUGGGUCCAAUGACCAAAGAGUUCAUACUGCACUUUACAUUACAGUCUACACUGGCUGGUCACCAUUGCCCUACACUGGCUGGUCACCAUUGCCUUCAGAAUAAUACCAAAAGCAUUAACCACGUUUCCAUCCGACCAUUUCAUGCUGAUUAAUUACCUAAUCCAUGGAAAAAAGUUACAACUGGGCUGAUGGAAACAGGAAAUGCCGUUACAAUUCUAUAAAUACCAAUACCAAUUAUUUGUGUCUAAAAUUAAUUAUGUGAGAAAUGACAGUGGAAACGCCUUUAUGUGCUAAUAUUGAUACAAUAACCAUCACAUCGAAGUAAACUUGGGAGUCAUGUGAUGAUAUGUUGUGUGGUCCUCCCACUACAAUUCGGGAAACCAUGCAUUUAUUAAGCUACAGAUGAACUAACUUAUGAACUUCACAGGGUGGUGAAAGAGCAGUGUUGAGCUUGAAGUAUUGACGGUCUUAUUCUGGUGACAUGAUGAUCGAUGCUUGCCUGCCAUUUGACAAAUAAUAUCACUCUGCUCCAUAAUAAAAUCUCAUCAUGUAGGUAGCCUACCUGCACUGUGUCUGUGAGCUGUUGGCUAGAGAGCACAUGCCAAGACCAGAGUGGGUACAUUUGCUGUAUAACGCAACAUUUGUGACAAAACCCAUCAGUAGACUUGACAAUACGAUGGAAACCCAUUUAACUUGUGUUUUCACAUUCCGUACAUGGGCUUUAACAAUGAAAAGUUAUUUUUACGUGCACUACGUCAUCACACAGCA